CUGUAAGAUCUCGUUACAUCUACGCCACCACAUUUCUCUCUGCAAAUUUGGCGUAGAUAAUUCAACUUCAAGUCCAUCGCACUUUGGAAGUUCAAGAGCAUCGAGUGAAGAAGAAGGUAGGUUGACGACUUCGAUCCAUCCUCAAUUAAGGAAAGUGAUAAUGGAAGGAACGGUGUUCAGUCCAGCUAUUGAAGGAAUCAAGCAUGUUAAAUCUGAAGAAGGAGAGAUACUCACAAAGUCUUUCUUGAAUGUCUGUCAACAAAUACUACCAGUUAUAGACAAGUUUGGAGCUGCGAUGACACUUGUUAAAGCUGACAUAGGAGGCAAUAUUACUAGGCUGGAAAACAAAUAUCUGUCCGACCCAGUGAAAUUUAAUCACUUAUACAGCAUGAUACGAGUAGAGAUUGAAGCUAAGACCGCUAAAGCUUCGUCCAGUUGUACAAAUGGUCUUCUUUGGUUGACAAGGGCUAUGGAUUUCCUGGUUGGAUUGUUUCACAACUUGUUGAAGCAUAAGGAUUGGACAAUGUCACAAGCUUGCACAGAUUCGUAUACCAACACCCUUAAGAAAUGGCAUGGUUGGUUAGCCAGUUCAAGUUUCACGAUAGCCAUGAAGCUUGCUCCAGACAGGAAGAAAUUCAUGGAUGUAAUUGAAGGCGCAGGCGACGUUCAUCUUGACAUGGAAAGGUUCUGCAGCACUUUUAGUCCACUUCUCGAGGAGAACCACAAGUUCUUGGCUAGUGUGGGGUUGGAUGAUCUCAAAGCUUCUUGAAGAUGAUGCCAUUGUUCUUUUAAAGGUUUUAUUACUUGAGACUUGCUAUUACUUAUUUAUAAAAUAUUGCAUAAUAUGAUAUUUUAUAGAUAUAAAUAUUUAUAUUAUUGGCUUGGACUGUCGUUUACUUGCCCGGAUUCUCACUCACUUGUGCCCUUAUUAUAAGAUCAGAAGAUCUUCUUUAUUAUGAUAUUUUCUUACUUUUCUUAAA
Messenger RNA from Impatiens glandulifera, 980 nucleotides. RefSeq names its product glycolipid transfer protein 1-like. Gene Ontology annotation, cellular component: membrane; cytoplasm; cytosol. NCBI's taxonomy places the organism in Eukaryota, Viridiplantae, Streptophyta, Magnoliopsida, Ericales, Balsaminaceae. The record is from RefSeq and is a predicted model, not a curated record. The transcript has 7 exons. Gene Ontology annotation, biological process: intermembrane lipid transfer; ceramide transport. Bases 161 to 769 code for a protein of 202 amino acids. Gene Ontology annotation, molecular function: ceramide 1-phosphate binding; ceramide 1-phosphate transfer activity.